Malus domestica (apple) is the source of this 1979-nucleotide messenger RNA. RefSeq lists its product as uncharacterized. Gene Ontology annotation, molecular function: transmembrane transporter activity. The record is from RefSeq and is a predicted model, not a curated record. NCBI's taxonomy places the organism in Eukaryota, Viridiplantae, Streptophyta, Magnoliopsida, Rosales, Rosaceae. Gene Ontology annotation, biological process: transmembrane transport.
UUUUGCUUCACCUUCCCACUUUGUUGCUUUUCGGCAAUUUAUUCCCUUUAAACAUUCGACAUACACAGUUACACUCCCCUCCCGCUCUCUCUAUGUGCCAAAUAUUUCAAGACAAAAAGUGUAAGGCACACACUGCGCACGCAUUUCUUUUAAAUCCAACUCCUUUUUUCCUGGUUAAGUAUCAGCAGUAGCUAAACGGGUUCAGUCGGGACGUAGUGGGCGGUGUCUCUCGUAUUAAUUUAGUUACUCAGCAACUGAAGAGCGGUGUGAUCGCAAAGAUGGAAAAGCUUUCGGCAGGGUUGAGCCACCUCUUCAUGACAAUCUUUCUGCACAACUUCGCCACGUUCAUGGUGAUCCCGGCCAUCACCGACGUUACCAUGUCUGCUCUUUGUCCCGGAAGAGAUGAGUGCUCCAUCGCCAUCUACCUCACCGGAUUUCAACAAGCGAUCGUAGGGCUGGGAACACUGGUGAUGAUGCCAUUGGUUGGGAAUCUCUCAGACAAGUUUGGGAGAAAAGCUUUGCUUACACUGCCAAUGAUCUUCACAAUUAUCCCUUUAGGGAUAUUGGGAUAUAGCAGGAGCAAGAGUUUCUUCUACGUCUACUUCGUGGCCAAAACUCUAACCGCCAUGGUUUGUGAAGGCAGCGUUCAUUGCCUCGCCCUUGCCUAUGUGGCAGAUAAUGUGGCAGAAGGAAGGCGAGCCUCAACAUUCGGAGUCCUAUCGGGGAUUAGUUCCUGUGCAUAUGUCUGCGGAACCCUCUUCACUCGUUUCCUCUCCACUUCCACUACUUUUCAGGUUGCGACGGUGGUGGCGGCUGUGGCAGUUAUGUACCUGAGGGUUUUCCUACCGGAUUCCAACAUAGACAAGAAUCUUUCCGCUCCGUUACUCUCAGAUGAAAAGAUCACAAUUAAGGAUUCAGCUGAGACUUCAAGUGCUGAGAUAUUGCAGCCAGCCAAAACAUUGCCUUCCUUAAGUGAUUUAAUCUCCUUGUUGAAAACUAGCACAACGUUUUCGCAAGCUGCAAUUGUUGCGUUUUUCAGUAAUCUAGCGGAUGUUGGCCUCCAUGCUUCAAUGUUGUACUUUCUAAAGGCGCGGUUUCACUUCAACAAGAAUCAAUUUGCUGACCUGAUGGUUAUUUCCGGGGUUGCAGGCACUGUUUCACAGCUGGUUCUCAUGCCCUUGCUGGCUCCUGCUUUAGGAGAGGAGAGGCUACUGUCGAUAGGCCUCCUUUUUAGCUGCCUACAAAUGUUUCUUUACGGCAUUGCGUGGUCCUUCUGGGUGCCAUAUGCUGCUGCCAUGUUCUCCAUCUUUUAUGUGUUUGCACAUCCAUGUAUGCGAAGCAUUGUAUCGAAACAAGUUGGACCGUCUGAGCAGGGGAAGGCUCAAGGGUGCAUUUCAGGCAUAUGUUCACUUGCAAAUGUUAUAUCUCCGAUUGCUUUCUCCCCUCUCACAGCUUUGUUCCUGUCCGAAAAGGCGCCAUUUAAUUUCCCAGGCUUUAGUCUCAUUUGCGUUGGAUUUGCUGCGAUGAUAGCCUUCAUGCAAAGCGUGAUGAUAAGGGCUGCUCCUCCCCUCUCGAGCCGACGUGUCAGCGAAAGUUGCAAUCACACGGAGCCCUAGUUUUCGAAAGUUCUAAGACAGAUGGUUCCUCGUCUAGUUCCAGGCUGACCCUGGUACAUCACUACUGUAAAGCUCAACGGUCCUGUUGUGCUGCUGGCUUAAGUUUUUGCUGCCAAUUUAUUGACAAUGUAAUUUUGGUGCAUGCUUUGGAAGGGUGACAUGGUGGAGUCUGGUUUUCUUGUACUCAAAGUCACCUUCCGCGGCAAACAAAAUAUGAUGUUAAAAAUACCAAUCAUGGAAUUUUCCUAUCACAUGAAGAGAGGAGGUUUUAGAAACAUACUUUAGUCUCUAUAUAAUUUGAAUUGAUGUAAAAACUUUGAUGCAGCUUAGUGAAUCUUAUUAAUCAAUGAUUAAACCAUAAAA